AUGUCUACUGAUCAUAUGAACAUCGAUAUCCAUACUUAUCAAGUACCUUCACGGCUUCUUGAUUCUAAAAAAUGUCCCAAACCUCAUAUUGAUGCUAUUGAAAAAUACAAACAACUUUAUGAAGAAAGUAUUAAAGAUCCUCAAACUUUCUGGGGAAGAUUCGCCAAAGAAUUACUUCAUUGGCACAAACCUUUCGAAACUGUUCUUACUGGUAGUGGGUUUGAAUAUGGUGACGUUGCUUGGUUCCGUGAAGGUGAAUUAAACGCCUCCUACAACUGUGUUGAUAGACACGCUCUUGUCAAUCCAAAAAAGACCGCGAUUAUAUAUGAAGCUGAUGAACCUGGAAAUUCUCGUCAUAUCACGUAUGAAGAACUUUUACGUGACGUUUGUCGUCUCGCCAUCACCUUAAAAGAAUUAGGAAUAAAGAAAGGUGACACGGUGGCCAUUUACAUGCCCAUGGUUCCGGAAGCCGUAGUUGCUUUCUUGGCAUGUGCGAGAUUAGGUGCUGUUCAUUCCGUUGUCUUCGCCGGAUUCUCGUCUGAUGCAUUGCGUGAUCGUAUUCAAGAUGCUUCAAGUAGAUUGGUUAUUACAUCUGAUGAAGGAAUGCGCGGUGGUAAAACCAUUUCCACCAAAAAAAUCGUUGAUGAUGCAGUAAAGGAUUGUCCUACAAUUGAACACGUCCUCGUAUUCCGUCGUACCGGUUCGGAUGUUCCAUUUUCCGCCCCACGAGAUUUAUGGUGGCAUGAGGAAAUUGAAAAACAUCGACCUUAUUGUCCACCUGAAAUCGUUAAUGCAGAAGAUCCUCUAUUUUUACUUUAUACCUCCGGGUCGACAGGAAAGCCUAAAGGAGUUCUUCAUACUACGGCAGGAUAUUUAUUGGGAGCGGCGAUUACCUUUAAAUAUGUGUUUGAUUAUCAUGAAAAUGAUAUUUAUGGUUGCAUGGCAGAUAUUGGUUGGAUCACAGGACACACCUAUAUCAUUUAUGGGCCACUGUUAAAUGGAGGUACAACCGUUUUAUUCGAAUCCACCCCAGUUUAUCCUACACCAAGUAGAUAUUGGGAAGUGGUUGCCAAGCAUAAAAUCACUCAAUUUUAUACCGCCCCAACUGCAAUCAGGUUAUUAAGAAGAUAUGGGAAUGAUUACGUUAAAGGUCAUGAUCUAUCAAGCCUUAGAAUUAUCGGUUCGGUAGGUGAACCAAUUAACCCUGAAGCUUGGGAAUGGUAUUAUGAGGUUGUUGGAAGGAAAGAAUGUACUGUCGUGGAUACUUAUUGGCAAACAGAGACCGGUUCUAUAAUUAUUACGCCUUUACCUGGUGCGACCGCAACGAAACCAGGUUCGGCUACUUUCCCAUUCUUUGGAAUUGACCCUGUCAUAUUGGAUCCCACAACAGGAGAAGAAAUCAAAGGAAAUAAUGCUGAAGGAGUUUUGGCGGUUAGACAGCCCUGGCCUUCAAUGGCAAGGACCGUUUAUAAAAAUCAUCAUAGGUAUUUAGAUACUUAUUUAAAACCUUUUAAAGGUUAUUAUUUCACAGGGGAUGGGGCUGGUAGAGAUAAUGAUGGUUAUUAUUGGAUCAGAGGUCGUGUAGAUGAUGUUAUAAACGUUAGUGGACAUCGAUUAUCUACCGCUGAAAUUGAAUCUGCUUUGAUCCUUCACCACGCUGUUGCGGAAGCUGCUGUGAUUGGUGUUGCUGAUGAAUUAACGGGUCAAUGCGUACACGCUUUUGCUACUCUUAAACCGAAUGAAGAAAAAACUGAUGUUAAAGAUUUAAUCUUACAAGUUAGAAAAGUUAUUGGUCCAUUUGCUGCUCCCAGGAAAAUUUAUAUUGUUAAUGAUUUACCUAAAACUCGUAGUGGUAAAAUUAUGAGACGUAUUCUUAGAAAAAUUGUUUCUGGUGAAGCUGAUCAACUAGGCGAUUUAAGCACCAUAAAUAAUCCUUCCAUUAUUCCCGUCCUAAUUGAAAAGGUUAAAAGUAGUUAA
Molecule: messenger RNA, 1977 nt
Organism: Funneliformis mosseae
Lineage: Eukaryota; Fungi; Glomeromycota; Glomeromycetes; Glomerales; Glomeraceae
Source: the annotation of a GenBank genome assembly